ACCAGGCCCACUUCCAAAAAUCACAUGAUUUCAUUGUAAACGGUGAAAAUGAGGAAAUCCGCGCCUUCAUGUGAAAUUCCCAAACGCGUUUUCUUAUUUUUAUGAGUGCAGUGGUGAACAGUCAGUCAGUGGUGGGCCGUGGCACUGGCUGGGUGAUGCUAUGGUGUAGGCAUAUCGUUCAGUACCACAGACCAAUACAUGAUGGUGACCAUUUGACUGAGCCGAAGGCUGGCUAUUAUGACUUCUGUACUUCAAAUGCGUCGGUGUAAUAGAAUCCUGUUUAGGCGAGGCUGAUCAACCGAUCGUGACUGGUACCCGUCGUCGGAGUCGGCCAAAACGGGGUGGGCGAAAAAGAGCAAUGCGGCGAGCCAAACGGAAGAGGGCAGUCGGUCAAAGCAUGCCAGGGGAUAAUAAAGCAAACAAGAAAGUCAAGGAUCGGCUGUCGUUUGUCGCCUCCGGCGACGAGAAACAAACCAGUCUGCACAAGUUCUUCAGCUCUGCUGAAGAUGUGCAUGUGCAGGCAACGGCGGACAGAGGAGGGAUCAGGGGAACAAUUUCGACCGGUUCCGCAUCUUCGAGUCUGCCUUCCUCUCCAAGGAGAGGAAAAUCUCGGCAGUCCCACUCAACAAACUUUUCAGAGAUAGACUCAGCUGAGAAUGGGCAGAAAUCGGGCGCAUCUAGAGGGGAGGCAAAGGGAACGUGGUUUGAUGAAAAAGCAACCAAGACAAAAUCGCAGCAGGGCGCGGCCAAGUCACAGACAAACGAUCGAGACCAGGCAGCCCUCUCAAGUGACUCUGGGAAACCUGGAGGGUCAAAGGUCAAAAGCGAAGAUUUGAAGAAUGUCCAUUCCAUCAGCGACUCAGAGAGCGAUACCUCAUCAGCAGACACACAACCACAGACACCUAGAAAAAGUCGGACUUCUUGGUUGGGAGGCAUUCGUAGUUCACCGAAAAGGCAACCAGCCAGAGCCUCCUCUCCGUCAGCCUGGAGUGCACGUGACACGGAGGCUUACCGGAACCGCUAUCCUAAUAAAAAGGACGACAAGAAUCUGAAGGACAAUUGGGAGUUCUACAGCAACAAGAUUCCAUCCAAGCCACGGGGUACAUAUAUUGAUGUAAUGCAUGAACACUGGUUUGGAGAUUACAGUCUUCUAGAAGAACACCAUGGUUACAUCCAGUGGCUGUUUCCAAUCCGAGAAAAAGGGAUGAACUGGCAGUCUCAGGAGCUGCAGUUGCACGAGGCAGAGAGGAUUUGUAAAGAUAAGAAGUGUUGCGAGCGUGUCAUCAAAUCCUACGAGUUGAUGCUCGAUUUCUGGGGGAUGCGUCUCAAAGACAGACGAAGCGGAGAGAUUGGGCGAGCAGACAACUGGAAGGAGAGAUUCCAGAACCUAAACAGGUCAUCCCACAACUACCUGCGGAUAACGCGGAUGCUGAAGUCCCUGGGAGAACUGGGCCACGAGCAUCUCAAGUUCCCCUUCCUGAAGUUCGUCCUCGGCGAGGCAGUCGUGGAGAAGACCCUGGCCAACGCCCAGCGCAGCUGCCUGCAUUACUGGGUACACACUCUAAGAAUCAACGCAGAACGGUCGGCGAUGCAGGACUUUGCUGAUACCCUCCUCACCAAGAAGUCUGGCAAGCAUUGACUCUGGCAGGGGUAAAAGCGCGACAAAUUUCGCUUGUCUUUGGACUAAACCAUUAAGCCAAAGUUAGUCUUUGCAGCUGUUCAAUAUGGCAGAUUGGUAUCCUUCAAACACUUUCUCCGAGACUGAUAAUCAAGUGAACAGAUUUUUGGUUGAAUUUGAUGUCAUCUUUGUGAGAAAUUAUUACUGGUAAAUAUUUCUUCAAUAUUUUUUGCUUGCAUAUUAUCAAACUUCUGAUUGACCUCGAGUGGAUAGCAAUGUGUGUUUUCUGUGUCCGCCCGACUUUGGUGGCCCAAUCCUGGAGCAGAUCCAGAGACACAUUUUCGAGGGAUGGGGGUGAAAAUUGUGAGGAUUUCCUGGUGGGAUUUCUCACAUGCGGUGGCCAAGUUUUGGAGGCUUUUUACGUAGGUCACAAAGGAAGGGAAUUGUGAAAGGCCAAUCCAAUAUUAAAAAAA
Messenger RNA from Acanthaster planci (crown-of-thorns starfish), 2091 nucleotides. RefSeq lists its product as uncharacterized. The record is from RefSeq and is a predicted model, not a curated record. Gene Ontology annotation, cellular component: membrane. Gene Ontology annotation, molecular function: opioid growth factor receptor activity. Lineage: Eukaryota; Metazoa; Echinodermata; Asteroidea; Valvatida; Acanthasteridae.